This is a messenger RNA of Scaptodrosophila lebanonensis, 4802 nucleotides long. RefSeq lists its product as uncharacterized. Gene Ontology annotation, cellular component: membrane. The record is from RefSeq and is a predicted model, not a curated record. The transcript has 13 exons. NCBI's taxonomy places the organism in Eukaryota, Metazoa, Arthropoda, Insecta, Diptera, Drosophilidae. Gene Ontology annotation, biological process: proteolysis. The coding region runs from base 319 to 4542 and encodes 1407 amino acids. Gene Ontology annotation, molecular function: protein binding; serine-type endopeptidase activity.
GCUCUGCCCAGCCAUUAUCUUCAUUACAACAUUUUACAAGCGAAAGUUAUAAAUAUAAAAUAAGUUGGAGAACAAGGAAAAAGGCUGAGUUCGUUUUUGCCUGCGGGCCGCGGCAAAUCGUAGCUACAAUAACAACAACAACAGCAGCCAUCACUUACCGGCUCGCUGCCCAUCAUUGAGCCGAACCAGCACAAAAAAGAUGCGAAAUACUGACAAUACAUUGAAGCUGACAAAACACGACGUGGACGACAACCGCCGACCGCUCAAGGAGCACCAAAUACAUUUUUUUCGACCUUUUUUAAUGACACUAAUUAAAACAUGAAGGCACUUGAUAUAAAUCAACCACAAUCUCUGACUGUAACCGGGCAGCUUACGAGCGAGGAGCAACGCAAUGCAAUACGGUCGGAGCGCGCUUCAAGUCUGGCCUUGCCAUUAAACUCAUUGCUGGACUUCUACGACAAACAACAGGAGCAAUGCAAGUCUGUGUCCUUACUGCCCACCCGUGUCGCCAGCAUGGUGCGCCGCCACUCAUCGCACUAUUAUCCUAUGCUGGAGGAUAAGCAACAUCCCCUGCAGGUGUCGAGCGAGCGACCAACAGAGCUGCUGGUAAACGGAGCAAAGCAGAAAUUCUGCAAAUCAGCCGGCUCAGCCACAUCCAAGCCAACAGUGGUGCGUGUUGACACUCCCGUGACGCCACCGCCUCCCAUACCGAGGCGUAUGUUCCGUGGCAAAUCCGCUUGGCAUGCCAACGAAACUGGAAUCAAUGAUGUAUCCAUGCAAAUUCAAGCUUCGAUGGCGUUGUCUGCUCGCAACGCGCUACAACAACAGCGGCAGGAAUCCAUUGCCACAGUGUUUGUUUAUCCGCAGCAAACAAACUCAGCCCCGGCAGGCGUUCCAGCAUCGAGUGGUGGAAAAGUUGUGGGCGAUGUUGUUGAUGCCGCCUAUAUGCCAAGCCAAUCGACAGGGCUUGUUGAUAUGAGUGCACGGCCAAUGUAUGCGGAUGCCGAUGGUAUAUCCGAUGAUGACCGCAUGAGCUUGGAGAAUUCCGUGUUUGAUGAGUCACUGACUUCCACACCCGUCAAGGUUGGCAGCAGUCAUGGCAGAUAUGCCAGUGCAGGUCGAGCCAUGGGCACUCUGGGCAUUGAUUUGAGCUUGAGUCACAUAGUAAAACGGGCCAAUCGUUCGUCCAGCAGCACCGUGGACUCGACCACCAUGUCCUCGGGCUACGGCUCGUCUGGACACAGUGAGCGCUUUGCCUCCACCUCAACAACCGCUGAUUUUCGCAGUCGUUUCUCCUCGGUUGAUACGCAAUCAUCGCUGGACGGCAGUCUGGUUGAAAAGCCAAAUGACUCGCCACUGUCGAAGGACACGUUCAAAUUAGAGCGUGCUGCGUUCCACGACGUCAUGCACAAAAUCAACAACAAUGAGGUGCGAGGUAUGUGCACUCCCAGCAACAACAACAACAGCAACAACAACAGCUUGACGCGCUCAACAAGCGCCAGCAAUCGGUCAGCUCUGCCGGUGGUGCCGGCACGCAAGCCGACAGGCGCCAACAACAUGCUGCCGCCUUGCAACAACAGUGGCCACAACUCAUCAAGCGACUCCAACAAAGACACUAGCAGUGUAUCCGCCUCGGCAUCCACCUCGUCGGCAGCAUCGGCUGGCUCUACUAGCACGAUGUCCUCCUCUUCCCUGGGAACGGGUCCGAGCCCUGGAAUGCCCGCUACAGUUGCUGCUGUUGCAGUGGCCACUAACAAUCAGAAACGUCCAGUGCCACCGGUCCCACCGGUGCGCACACAUAACUCCUUCGAAAGCACAGAGAGCAAUGCCAAGACCCAGGCGGCGUCGUCACAACCGCAGUCCAUACGCAACAAGUUGAAUCGCACCAAGCCACCGCCAAUUACGUAUCCUAAGCUGCAGCAACGCCAAGACUCAACGCUGUCGAGCGACAGCUACUCGAUCACCUCCAGUCCUGGCUACAACUCCAAGAACCUAAUGGAGACACCGCUGCUUCAGCCAGCCAUACGUAAAUCUGGUCCCGGGGUAGCGCAACGACAACCUACCAUUGGCAGUGCCGAUCAGGCAACCACUCGCUUCGUCAUCGGCGGCAAUAGUCAUCCCAGCUCUAUUUCGCGCGGCAAAAAUAAUUUCAGACAGGACUCGACCAUAUCCAGCGAUAGUUUCAGCCAGACAUCCAGCCCGGGCUACAACUCGAAGAUUAUGGAGGCACCCUUGCUACCCUCAUUGUCGGCCAAGCGAUUAUGUAGCGCUCCCGCUCCCAUUAUAUGCCAGGGUGUGCAGCACGAGCCCAUCGAGGAGUUGGAGCCUUCCCAGACACUGACGGCUUUGAAUAAGUGCAUGACAACGCCCAGCAGCUUGCAGACAAUUGUACGCUUUCAAAACGGUGCUCCUCACACCAUGUCCUUACAGAAUCAGAUAAUAACGCGUCGCAAGAGUUCCAAUCCCUAUAUAACAAAUGGCAGAUUAAAAUUCCGUCUCUUUCAAAUUCUGAUUAAUGCUUUCGCCUUGUUGGCCAUUGCUGGUGGCCUCGCGGCCUAUUUCAAUGCGUAUCCGACCAUCAAAUUUGUAAACAAGACCAUCAUCAAUACGAUUCACGUUGAAGAACUCUCGAGCUUUGGAAAGAAUCCCGCCCCUGGUACUUGCUUGCCGAUCAUUGUGAAAUUUUGCCAGGGACCCCAAAUACCAUACAACUAUACCGUCUUUCCAAAUUACAUUGGACACUUCGGGCAGCUGGAGACGCAAGUGGAUCUCGAUUCUUAUGAAGCUCUCGUUGAUGUACGCUGCUAUGAACUGGUCUCCCUCUUCCUCUGCACCUUAUUCGUGCCCAAGUGUGGAAGUACCGGCGCCACUGUGCCGCCCUGUAAGACGCUCUGCACAGAGACAAUGAGACGCUGCGGCUUCUUCUUUGACGUUUUCGGCCUCAGCCUUCCCGAGUAUUUGAACUGUAAACUUUUUAAGGAUUUCUCUAGUGCUGAGGACUGCGUGGGUCUCGACGAAGUGCGGGAUGUAAUGAUAGCUGCCACAAACCCCAAAUGCGAUGGCUUUCAGUGCGACCAGAACCGUUGUCUGCCCAAGGAGUACGUGUGUGAUGGCCAUCUGGACUGCAUGGACCAGGCGGACGAGGCCAAGUGCGAGAGGUGCGAGCAGGAUGAAAUUUACUGCGGCGAUGAUCGCUGCAUUGGUCCCAAGCACAUAUGCGACGGUAUCAUCGAUUGUCCCUACGGCCAGGACGAGCGUAAUUGUCUGCGUCUCAGUGAACGGAAUGGCGAUGUGGGGAUAGGCGUGCUCGAGGUUUUCCGCAUUAGCAUGCGCCAAUGGAUGCCAGCUUGCGUUAAGAACUGGGAUCGUGGAGUUUCGCCAAGUGCCGUCUGCUCCAUUCUUGGUUAUAGCGCUGUAAAUGCAACCAGUGUGGUCACCCAAAGAACACAUCGACCUCUGCUGGCUGCGGUUAAUGUCACCGACACAUGGAAGAUGUACGCUAAAAAACGCUCAACACUAAUGCAGGAGUUUUCCAAUUGCAAGCAGUCGGAGGACUAUCCCAUCGCUGAACUGACCUGCUCUAACUACGAGUGUGGCAAGGUGAAACGUGGACGGCACAAGCCUGCCCGACGCAUCAUAGGAGGAUCGAAAGCAAAUCCCGGUAAUUGGCCCUUCCUGGCAGCCAUUUUAGGUGGGCCCGAAAAGAUUUUCUAUUGUGCAGGCGUCCUGAUAUCUGAUCAGUGGGUGCUCACAGCAUCGCAUUGCGUGGGCAACCACACCGUCAUCGACCUGGAAGACUGGACUAUUCAGCUGGGUGUAACGCGACGCAAUUCUUUUACCUACACUGGACAGAAGAUCAAGGUGAAGACGGUUAUUCCGCAUCCGCAGUAUAAUAUGGCCAUAGCACAUGAUAAUGACAUUGCACUCUUUCAACUGGCAACGCGCGUUGCUUUCCACGAACAUCUCUUGCCCGUUUGUUUGCCGCCACCAAAUGUCAAGUUCUUGCGUCCCGAUCAGUUGUGCACCGUCAUUGGUUGGGGCAAGCGUGAGGACAAGGAUCCCAAGUCCACGUAUGAGUUCAUAGUGAAUGAGGUGCAGGUACCGAUUAUCAGGAGAGCUCAGUGUGAUGAAUGGCUGGACAACCUAACUGUUUCCGAGGGCAUGGUAUGUGCUGGCUACGAUGAUGGUGGCAAGGAUGCUUGUCAGGGCGACUCGGGAGGUCCUUUGCUCUGUCCCUAUCCGGGUGAAAAGGAUCGUUGGUUCGUUGGCGGUAUUGUCUCUUGGGGCAUUAUGUGCGCUCAUCCCAAACUGCCCGGCGUCUAUGCAAACGUUAUUAAGUACGUUCCCUGGAUACAGGAACAAAUGCAAAAGUAUACGCGACCUAUUAGCGAAGAUCGAGUCCUCAAAUACGAUUCUCAUCCCGGCGGACCCGACAUAUUGUCGAAAAUGGCAACAGGUCCUAUAAGAAGUAGGAAACCAUUUUAUUAUCACAAUGGCAAGCCGAUGGGCAUCGACUACUACGAUAGCGGCGAAAAGAAGUAAGUGGAAUAUGUUUAAAUUAAGUGGAACACAUACAUAUGUAUGUAUGUAUUCACACCGAUUUAGCAGCAUAUAUUGUUAAUGAAUAUCGUAAACAUAAAAUGUAGUGAAUGUCAAAGCUAAAAAACAUACAAUGUAGUGUAUCGUAUGCAAACAUCUAAAACAUGAAUAGAGCAUAUCCCUGAAACAAUUAUUGUAUUCGAGACAUACACAUACAUCUAUACCUAUACCUUUACCUGGAAGCAUACAUAUAAAGAGAUGUU